UUACCCACCAAUUGGCACAGCCCAGGAGCUCACCUCGAUGCUCUAAGUGCUCGACUAAUAAAUUUCAUCAAAACUCUCAGUUCCAGUACUUUUCCAGUCCAUGGAUCCAUUCCAGGUCUCCUCCGCCAACUCCAUUAUGGUGAAGCAGCCACAGAACGCUCUCAUGGUCGUGGACAACCGCCAGCUGCAGGUCUGGAACGGACCACCAAGUUUCCAGAACUUGCAACAGGAAGGCGCAAUUAUGGAGCUCACAGCCGACUCGGGAACACUUGAAUCCCCGCCAUCGUCCGCUUCGGCUUCACCUUCUGCAGUGCCACAAGAGCCCAAAAAGAAGCGAGUUGUCAAGAAACGCAAGGCGACACACACGAUUCGAAAGGAGCAGAAAGCGGCACUUGAAAAGGAGAUCGAGGAGCUACAGGCCAAACUAGAGAACAUUAAGUUCCGCGCACUGGUUCAACAGGGUGAAGUGUCCAGGUCUUACCAUGAUAAAACAGUGGAGAACGCGGUGCUGAAAGAAUCAAUCCAGGAUCAACAUUUGGUAAUGGCACAAGUGAGAGCGCUAUUAUCCGGUCAGAUGCAACACCAAAUGAGCGGCGUGAGACCCAUGGAAACGAGGAUCUGUCUGAGUGCAGAUAGAGAAGAGAGAAGACGAGUGCUGCAUGCAUUACGAGAAGCCAAACUCCGGGAAGCGAAGAGGUUCUUGUGUGCACGGAGCAGCGGCAUCAAACCGAACACUCCGUAUUUCCAGGAAGAAAGGUACGAGUCGGCGGACGGAGGCUACUGCAUCGCUAGAUUCGAGAUCACCCCGCUGUACGGCGUGAAAGGAGGCGUUCGUGCCGUGUUUGACGCGGUUUUACAGGCUGCGUUCAAUGUCGAGAUCAUUAUUUCAGAGACGUCGGGCAAUAUUACAGUGCGUGAGGACGACGAUAUGAACGACGAGAGCGUCUCGCAGAUGCGACUAGUCUCACAGACCAACCGGGGUGUGCUCGUAGAGAACAACCUAGUGCAUUUUACAGAAUACGCGCACGGAGAGAGCGGCAAAGGCUGCUACGCCGUCACAUCGACGGACUUUGUGGACGAGGACGAGCUGUAUCCGUACAGACCGCUGGAGCGAGUUCGACGUGACAUGACGGCGGCCAUGUUGGUGUCGUAUCUGGAUUCGCCCAAGAAAGGAGACAAGAAAGAGGACGAACCUGUGGUCAUCCUCAUGCGCUGGGCCUGUACGAAGAUCUGUCCUACGGACCUAAACAUCUCGCACGAGGCCAUGCUAGACAUGCGAGAGACUUCGAUCCGAUCGCAGGGCACCUACCUCAAUUGCGUUCGACAGACACUAGGUCUACCUAUAAUCACAAUCUAGAAAUCAAUUGAAGUUGGGCGCGUAAUAAUCUUAUUGUGAUUACUCUGGGUA
Molecule: messenger RNA, 1408 nt
Organism: Phytophthora nicotianae INRA-310
Lineage: Eukaryota; Oomycota; Peronosporomycetes; Peronosporales; Peronosporaceae
Exons: 1
Coding region: 101-1357 (418 amino acids)
Source: RefSeq, a predicted model, not a curated record